CCUAUUAGAUUUAGCUUUGCACUUUUUCCUUUAUCGUUAAAUACAAACUACUAAUUCUUACUCUCUAAUAUGCAUUUCAAGAUCUUUAAUAAAUUUUAGUUGACAACAAACUAUACUGUAGCCUAUCCUUCCCAAGCCUCUAUAUUGUUUAAGAGGGGCAUUUGUCAGCACAAAGAUAUCGGAGGCUUUUCUUUAAAUGGUGUUCUUGGAAUCAUCUCAAAGCCACCUGCCAGAUCUAAUGAAAAUUGUCCCAAGCUUCCCUACCGCAAUCUCAUUGUGGUAGACGUAGACUGAAUAACAGUGCAACUAUUCUACGCUUCAAUUACAGUUGUAGAAUGCGAUUGACAUUCACUAAUCAUCUCAAUCUCAAUCUCACAACAUUAUGUAGAGAGGGCCAGCUGAAGGAGGCGCUGCACAUUCUGCUUACUACACAUAAUCCCCCCGGAGAAUCCUCUACAUAUCUUCAAUUAUUGCAGACCUGCAUAGUCAAGAACGCUCUUUCAAAAGGGAAAAAUGUCCACUCUUUUAUCGUUCACAGGCGACUUGCAUUUGCUACAGGCACAAGUUUUCAGAAUAACCUUAUCAACAUGUAUGUCAAGUGCGGAAGUUUGGCAGAUGCCAGUAAAGUGUUUGAUCACAUGAAAAAACGAGACAGGGUCUCAUGGAAUACGGUGAUUGCAGCAUACCAAAGACAUGGGUAUCCUUACGAAGCAGUCACACUGUUUCACCAAAUGCAACGAACAGGUGUCCAACCCGAUCAGUUUACAUUUGCCAGCGUCCUCCCAGCCUGUGCCAAAAUGGGAGGUUUAGAUCAGGGUAUAAAUAUUCAUCAAAGCAUAAAGGAUAGAGGAAUUUCGCCAGACGUAGUAGUUGCAACUGCACUGGUCGACAUGUAUGCAAAAUGUGGAAGCAUAAACAAGGCACGUGAAUUGUUUGACAGAAUGCCUCAAAGAGAUGUCUUCUCAUGGAAUGCAAUGAUUGUAGGAUAUGCACAAAAUGGGUUUGUUGAAAAGGCUUUACAAACUUUCAAGCAAAUGCAAUUGUCAGGUGUGAAGUUAAAUUCCACUACCUAUGCCAGCAUCCUCCCUACCUGUGCUAAAAUGGGAGCUUUGGAACAGGGUAUGGACAUCCAUCAAAGAAUAACAGAAGGUGGAUUUCUGUCAGAUGUAGUAGUUGCAAAUUCCCUGGUAGACAUGUAUGCAAAAUGCGGAAGCAUAAACAAGGCACGGGAACUGUUCGACAAAAUGUCUCAAAGAAAUGUGGUCUCAUGGAAUGCCAUGAUUGCAGGAUAUGCACAAAAUGGAUUUUUUGGAAAGGCUUUAGAAACUUUCAAGGAAAUGCAAUCGGCAGGUGUAAAGCCAAAUUCUACAACCACUGCCAGCAUACUCUCUGCUUGUGCCAGAAUGGGAGUUUUGGAACAAGGUAUGGACAUUCAUCAGAGCAUAACGGAAAGGCAAUUUUUGUCAGAUGUUGUCAUUGCAACUGCCCUGGUAGACAUGUAUGCAAAAUGUGGAAGCAUAGAGAAAGCGCAUGAACUGUUUGAUAAAAUGAUUCAAAGAGACACGGUCUCAUGGAAUGCCAUGAUCGUAGGAUAUGCACAAAAUGGGUUUGUUGAAAAGGCCUUAGAAACUUUUAAGCAAAUGGAACUGUCAGGUGUAAAGCCAAAUUCAACAACCUUUUCCAGUAUCCUCCCAGCCUGUGCCAAAAUGGGAGCUUUGGAACAGGGUAUUUAUAUCCAUCAAAGCAUAACGGAAGGUGGACUUUUGUCAGAUGUUGUAGUUGUAAGUGCCCUCGUAGAUAUGUAUGCAAAAUGCGGAAGCAUAGACAAGGCAUGUGAACUGUUUGGGAAAAUGCCUCAAAGAAACGUGGUUUCGUGGAAUGCUAUGAUUUUAGGAUAUGCUCAGAAUGGACUUGUUGAAAAGGCUUUAGAAACAUUUAAGCAAAUGCAAUUGGCAGGUGUAAAGCCAGACUCGACAACCUUUGCCAGCAUCCUCCCAGCCUGUGCCAAAAUGGGAGCUUUGGAACAGGGUGUGGACAUCCAUCAAAGCAUAGCGGAAGGAGGAUUUUUGUCGGAUAUUGUAGUUGUAAAUGCCCUGGUAGACAUGUAUGCAAAAUGUGGAAGCAUAGAGCAGGCACGAGAUCUGUUUGACAAAAUGCUUCAAAGAAAUGUGAUCUCAUGGAAUGCCAUGAUUGCAGGAUAUGCACAAAAUGGAUUUUGUAAGGAUGCUCUCAAAGUCUUUGAAUUAAUGAAGCACUCUGGAGCAUAUCCUGACAUCGUAAGCUUUGCAUGUGUUCUAUUUGCAUGCAGCCAGGCAGGUUUAGUGGAUGACGGUUGUACAUACUUCAAUCACAUGAGUAACCUUUAUUGCAUUACGCCUUCAGUUGAUCAUUAUGCCUGCAUGGGUGACCUUCUUGCCCGUGCUGGCUAUCUUGAGGACACCCUAAACUUUAUCAUUAAGAUGCCAAUUAAACCUGUUGUGGUUGUGUGGAUGUGUUUUCUUGGUGCCUGUAGAUCACAUAGGAAUAUAGGCUUGGGAGUAUUUACAGCCAUGUUGCUUUUUGAUUUGGAUCCUAAAAAUGCUGCGACUUAUGUUCUUCUCUCAAACAUCUAUGCAGAAUUAGGCAGGUGGGGUGAGGUUGGAAUGCUAAGGAGAUUGAUGAAAGAUAGAGGAAUAAAAAAGAUCCCUGGAUGUAGCUGGAUUGAAGACCAUAAAAUGGUACAUGUUUUUUGUGUAGGAGAUAGAUCACACCCACAGACAGAGGAGAUAUAUGCAAAUUUGGAGAAAUUAGAUUGGGAGAUGAAGGCAGCAGGAUAUAUUCCAGAUAUAGGGCAUUCACUUCAUGAUGUUGAAGAGGAGGAAAAAGAAUUAUUUCUCUCUCACCACAGUGAAAAAUUGGCAAUUGCAUUUGGUUUUUUAAACACCCCCCCUGGUACAACUAUCAGAGUUGUUAAGAACCUUCGAGUAUGUGCCGAAUGUCACACUGCAACGAAAUUUAUCUCCAGGAUUUUUGGAAGAGAAAUUGUUGUGAGAGAUGCAAACCGUUUCCAUCAUUUUAAACAAGGAAAAUGUUCUUGCGGAGAUUAUUGGUGAUGCUAAAUGUGUCACAUCCCCCAUUUUGCUCUCCCAAAAAUUAGAAAUAAAGAAAUAAAGUAUCUGACAUAUUGAAACUCAUAAGGCAUGGGCUGCGUAUGGGCCUACUAUGUGGGCAUUUAUUAAGAGAAAAGGGGGAGGCCUGAUUGCCAAUUGUUUGAAAAACAAAGUACGGUGGAUGAUUGACCAGUAACCCCAAUAAAGGAGUAUGGUGCCAAGAAAGGUUACGGGGGGACAAACUCAUGUUGAAGUAUGGGCAAAUCUUAUUUUCUAUUAACAAAGAAUGGGCACAGCUGAGCGAGAGGCAUUCAUGCCAUUAUUACGGUAUGGAGAUCAUUUAUUUGCAUGGAAAUAAUCGACUAGAGGACAAAGACUCAGAGACAUUCUGGCCAAAAAAAAAAAAGGGCAACACAGAGGUAAAAUCACAUGUUCCACAACCCGUGUGAGCAUCCUCACUAUUGCUACCGAAAAUGAGAGCUUUCAGUGGGCUACGUAGGUCCAUCAAAGCAUUAAGAGAAAGUAAUUUUGCUGAAUUUUGGCUUGGUCAAUAUGUAUGAAAAAUUUGGGAGCACAUGAACUGUUGGACAAAAUACUUGAGAGAAAUCUGGUCUCAUGGAAAUGGAAUGCAAUAAUCAUAGGAUAUGCACAAGUUGUAUUUGGUAUAGGCUUUAUAAAAUUUCAACUGAAUGCAAUUGGCCAUGUAAGCUAGAUUCCAUAGCCAUUUCUAGCAUCCUUCCUACCUGUGAUGAAAUAGGAGCUAGCUCUACGUGAGCUCUUGUAAAGUAUACGCAGUUGCUUUGUGGAGAGAAAGGUAUGGUCACUCAUCAAAAUCUAGGGUAGAGAGAUUUUGUUGACACAAGAGAGCAGAUUUUGAACAGCACUUACCAGGACGUGGGAAGAGGGAUCUUGGAAACAUGAAGUGGCAUUAGAGGAAGAAACAUAGCGAUAGAGAUACAAGAAGGAAGUGCUGCAAAUUUCAACACCUGAAUUAAGGAAUAACUUCAAUUUCAUCACCAAAGCUAAGUAUAAACAUCUCUCAAUACUAUUGGGUUUAGGAUAUCGAUUUUUAGGGAAGAAUAUGUUAUGGAAAAUGAACGAUAGCUAUAAUUUUUAUGGAGUCAUCUUAUCAUUUUACCUAAGACUUGUCAAUUGCAAAGAUU
Molecule: messenger RNA, 4252 nt
Organism: Cryptomeria japonica (Japanese cedar)
Lineage: Eukaryota; Viridiplantae; Streptophyta; Pinopsida; Cupressales; Cupressaceae
Product: pentatricopeptide repeat-containing protein At1g11290, chloroplastic
Exons: 1
Coding region: 336-3092 (918 amino acids)
Biological process (GO): RNA modification
Cellular component (GO): intracellular membrane-bounded organelle
Molecular function (GO): RNA binding; zinc ion binding; protein binding
Source: RefSeq, a predicted model, not a curated record